AUGUUACUGUACUUCGUGAACGCGCGUCUGGUCCACGGACAUUCUCAUCACUGCGCGCGCCCGCCUCCUCUCUGCCUCCGCUCGUGCGCGCGCAGUCUCCGGCCGCGCGCGUUCACGUCCGAUGCUACGAUGCCCCACAUCCGCCACAACAAUGUCCCUCAACGCGACAGCUCCGUCCUCCGCUUCGCCUCUUGCGCACGGGUUUGUCCUUCGCACGGGAUGCCGCUGAGGUACGUGGACGUUCGCUUCGUUUACGCGACCCCCGGUGUGCAGGCGCGUAACACCGGGCUGAGAACGACGUGA
This is a messenger RNA of Knipowitschia caucasica, 303 nucleotides long. NCBI's taxonomy places the organism in Eukaryota, Metazoa, Chordata, Actinopteri, Gobiiformes, Gobiidae. The record is from the annotation of a GenBank genome assembly.